Nezara viridula (southern green stink bug) is the source of this 441-nucleotide messenger RNA. The record is from the annotation of a GenBank genome assembly. Lineage: Eukaryota; Metazoa; Arthropoda; Insecta; Hemiptera; Pentatomidae.
AUGGUAGCCGACAUGAAACUUGUGGUCAAACCACAUAUCGCCAUCUCGACUGACACCACCAUCGGCAAAGCCCCUCACUACUUUGAUGAAUUGCCUCAUGAUGAAGAAUUAAGACUAGCAAAUCUUUUUAAGGUGCUCGACGUCGACGGUAACGGUAAAAUAGACAUACACGAUUUGUCUGAAGCUUUGAGAGAGUUUGGUCUCCACCAUAGGUAUGCCCAGUCAUUCAUUGAAAGGGCAGAUGCUAACAAAAGUAGCGAUAUAUCACUGGCAGAAUUUAUUCAGUAUGUUAGGGAUCACGAGAAAAAUCUUCGACUUGGAUUUUCACACCUGGACAGAAAUAAAGAUGGGAAGGUGGAUCUUGAGGAGUUGAUAAUGGCCUUUAAAGAACUUGGCGUUGAUGUCGAAGUCAAUGAAGCCAAAAAGUUGUUACAGAGGUGA